GAAAAGUUUGGGAAAAUUCGACUUCGAAGAAACAAAUGGUUUCGGGAUAAAGGUAGGAUCAAAGAUUCGUUGUGAGGAAGCAUGCUUAGGUCGAAAGUGAGAUCCUAUUACAGGCUCCAUUACAGUUCGCGCAGAAGGUCGGUCGCAGGCAGGUUGGAAACAUGGAGAAAGCGAUUGAUUAAAAUUUUUAAAGCUACUUGGAAUUCUCACGUAUCACGUGUAGUGCUGAGCCAAGCGCGGUCCCAUCAAUCACACCUUGGUCAAAGACUCCAUCAUCCCAGUAUCCUACAAAAAGGUCGCCUUUUUCGUACUUCGCCUCGUGCUCUGGUCAUGGGCGACGACUUUUCCGACAUUCUGGGCAGUGCUACAUUGCCUGUGCGGCAGAAAUCUCAAUCCAGCUCUUUUUCUCUCCCUGUAAAGAUCACCUCUACUCUGACUCUUUUAUUGGUCGGCUAUAUCAUUGCUGCUCGAGCUUGGGGGCGUGUUCUCAAAUGGCGCGAAAAAUCCUACCGAUUGUCUUUGCGAAGAAGACACGGUAUUCCUGACAAUGACCAUAGGCCAUUUAAUGUCGCGUACGCCGCUGUCCAACGGGCAAAGGAGCAGAGGGAGAAGGAGAAUGCUAGGAUAAAGCGUGCGGAUCUCGUUGCGGUUGCAGCAGUCUCAUCGCGGGAGCCAGCAAAUGCACCUCCAGAGCCAAUACGUCACCGUUUAGGGAAUCAGCGAGGUGUUGACUCAUCUCGGUCUGGUGCUCCGGUGGGUGGACCUCCUGGCCGCUACAACCCGAUGUCUAUGAACAAUUUGUCGAUGCCAUCUGUACCGCAGUCUCAAACCAACCAUGUUACGUUUGCUGAUGGCUUCAACACCAGCGCCUCUCCUCUUGACAUUCAUGCCGAGCUCGCUAGUCCUACGAAACGCUCCGGGCGCAAGAGCCUUGGAAUUCUCAAAUCCAAUGAUGAUCGAAGAAAACGCGAGCGCGGUUUUGAUGAUGAAGAUGGGGAUAUUGCCAAAAAGACUCGCUUGGAAGGAGAUGAGUUCAUCGAUGGUGAUGAAGAGGCUGUAUGGCAGGGUUCUAGUGAUCUACUGAAUUCGAGUGAUUCGAGAGUUCCAAAACGCGGAGUGGGCGAUGAUAAUGACGGAGAUUUUGGAACGUUGAAAAGAGCGCAUGGGAAAAGGCAGCGCAAGGUAUCUAGCGACAAAGAAUCUCCUCGUCGUCAUGAUAUGGACGUCGAUGCGGAAGCGGAAGAUUACUUGGGUGACCUGAGAUCCCUAUCCAGAGGUAAAAAGCGUGAUCGCGACGAAACUGGUUCGUCCUAUGGUGGCGAGAUCGAACAAGCAGAUGAAGACGCAGAUGCCGAUGUCGAAGAAGAAAAGUAUCGUCGGAGAAAACGACGGAACAAGAGACGAUCGGAUGCUAACUCAAGUUCUCGAGGCAAGAAACGAGACAGAGAUCUCGAGGAUGAACUUGGAGAUGGCGAGGACGAAACAGGUCUUGUGUCCCAGCGAAAGCUUAGGAAAAAGAGAGGCAAGAAGAUGUCAGACGACGAAAAAGCUAGCGACGUGUCCAUGGAGGAUUCAUCAAGCAUGAAAGGCAGGAAGAUUGGCGAGACGUGGACAUCCAACGGCGUUCAGUAUAAGAUUGGCCCCAAUGGUCAACGGCUCCGUUUUGAACUCGUUAAAAAAGCCAGACAGAAGUUUGUCAUGCCUAUGGAUUCGGUUCAUCCUGACCGUAGAGCAAACUUAGAAGUUUAUGUUGAAGCCUGGUUGACAGAAGAGGAGUAUCGUAUAGCCAAGGCCAGAAACAUCCUGUCGUGGCAAGAAUCGCCCAACGGAUCUACGGAACCUGAAACUCCUCCACCUACCACUCCUGACGUAUCACCCGCACCUCCCCGUACUGGCAAACACCUUCUCUGGGAUUCCACCACGAGCACACCUUCAUCUCAACCUCAUGAUAAUCCUUUCGAAACCCCCAAGAGUGCCUCGCAACAGCUGGCUACAACCAUCAGCGGUGCUGCAAGUAGACGGAUUGCCUCUGCUGUCCGCAGUAUCUCCGGCGGUAGUAAACCUCUCAGUGGUAGCAAUAUUGCUCCUCCCAGCCCUAGCCUCAUGGAUAGCACAAACAUGCGAAGCCCUCGGACGUACAAACAAUUUUCUAAAUGGGAAAAACAAGACCUCGAGGCGAAGGCGAUGAUGCGUAUGCGCGAGGCUAAUCGUAAGAAAGAAGAAGAAAAGGAGAGCCUCCCUUCUGUUCCACCUGCGGUGCCCAAGAUAACCUUCACACCAGCUGCAGAUGGUGGGUCCACAGCGAAGCCUCCUCCUCCCGCCUUCCCUCUUCCAGGGGCUUCAACCGCUCCCAAAUCGAUCUUCAAUGCACCCACCACGAGUUCGCCCUUGGCUAGCGGAGAUAAUAAGUCUGAAGCUAUUAAACCGCCUGCGUCAACCACGCCUUCGGUUCCGUUCAGCAAACCUACUCCUGCGCCUCAACCUGCAACUUCACCUGCCUCUACACAGGCGUCUGUUCCCACUUCGACCCCUCAGGUAAAUGGUUCAGCGAAUGUCAUUCCCGCGGCCCCAGCCAAACCAUCGUCGUUUUCAUUUGGACCACCUGCAGGUGUAAGUCAUGCUGCUAGCGCAGAUAAGCCGAAGCCUGCUGUGGGUCUUGGCUUCCCAUCGUUGGGGCCUUCGGCUUCUGUAGCGCCUCAGCCCGCUGGCUCGAGUUCUACGUCUGCAUCUAGCACCGCUUCGCUUUCGUCCACUCCUGCACCACCUAAAUUUAGCUUCAAUAUGCCAAAUCCCGCAUCCAGUAGUAACGCCGAACAUAAACCCGAUACUCCUGCAUCGAAUGCAACUUCCCUAGGUGGCGUAUCGUUGCUUUCACGGCUAGGAGGCACUUCUGCACCUGGUCAAAACAAUGUAACCUCUUCGACGACGCCUUCUCCGUUCUCGUUUGGCCCGUCCCCAGCGCCAGCUGUGUCCAGCACUGCAACUUCAUCCUCCCCAUUCGGCGGUGCGUUCUCAGCUGCACCCUUGUCCUCACCGUUUGGCGGUGCCUCAUCAACGCCGGCUGCAACUACGGCUUCACAACAGCCCUCACAGCCAACCAAUGCUGGUUCUAGCUCUUCCGCUGCUGCUGCUGCUGCUCCGGUCAAGUUCAACUUCUUCGGCGGUGCGAACAAAACAUCCUCACCCUUUGGAAACUCUAACUCCAAUACACUAAAUACAACUGCACCAACUACAUCGGCUACACCUUCGUCGUUGAGUGACAAAAAACCUGAAGAAGAAAAGUCCACGACAUCGGCUCCCACGUUCAGCUUUGGUACGCCUGCUUCUUCAUCUGCAGGUGCUACAAAUGGUGGCAAUAUCUUCGGUGCUGCAAAGGCUGCGUCAACGUCAAAUUCAACUUCCUCCACGAAUCCCUCUCCCUUUGGAAGUAGCUUUGGUGGGAAUUCUGCCUUCAGUAGUGGCACCUUCGGGUCAAAUAUCAAUUCUAAAUCGGCAUUUGGCUCCACUACUACUGGGCCAAGUAAUUUUGGCUCGUCGUUGACCCCUUCAGUCGCUGCAACCGUGCUUCAGAGCGGUAGCGGCGCAUUCGGUGCUAAACCCACCGAUUCUGAUACUGCAACAACACCGGCAUCAACGUCUGUGUUCUCGAAACCAUCGGAAGCGCCAAACCCUGGCUCGGCUGCUGCUCCAAAAUCGGCAUUCUCGUUUGGCACAUCGGCAACGCAAAACUCUGGCUCUACUCCUGCUGCCAAAUCGGCAUUCUCGUUUGGCACAACAGCAACGCAAAACUCUGGCUCUGCUCCUGCUCCCAAAUCGGCAUUCUCAUUUGGCUCGUCAGCGCCGUCUUCCUCAUCGGGCUCUACCUCUUUUGGUUUCGGUGGGCAGAACACCUUCGGGGCUUCAGCAGCAGCCAAACCCGCUGGAGAAGCUCAAACCAAAACUGCGUUCUCGUUUGGUUCUUCAAGUUCUACCCCCCUUGUGACACCCAAUGCUACGCCAGCCGGUGAUCCACCAAAAUCUGCAUUUUCUUUUGGAAACAAUAGCACCACGCCUGCAGGAAGCCCUGCUAAAUCAGCGUUCUCGUUUGGAUCUACUGCUGCGCCUGGUACCAGUGGCGCUACUGGAGGAGCGUUUGGGAUGCCAGCCAGCGCCUGCUGGUUCUGGGACAGUACAGUAAUUCGCAUGUUCGCUCGACGUCUGGAUGCUUCUUUCUACUUGUCUUCGUCAUUUUUAUCCUUUUCUAUCUACACAAACAAGUUCUUCAAUUUGUUCAAAUUACUACAAUCAUAUACUAUCCCGAAUAGUAUUCAUCGUUCUUGUUGUACCUAAUAGCAUCUCUAGUAUUUUCUACUUGCGUGACUUGAUUUAGAAGUUUCCCUUCGCAUUAAGCAUUAAAUUCAGAACUUGGGUACCUCUUUGAAGGUGUAUUGGAAGUAUGAAAUUUUCAUUCGCAAAGGGAAGUGAUUCAAUACGUGUGUCAAAAUAAGAAUGAAGCCUUCAAUGA
Lentinula edodes (shiitake mushroom) is the source of this 4504-nucleotide messenger RNA. RefSeq lists its product as uncharacterized. The transcript has 8 exons. Bases 82 to 4329 code for a protein of 1415 amino acids. NCBI's taxonomy places the organism in Eukaryota, Fungi, Basidiomycota, Agaricomycetes, Agaricales, Omphalotaceae. The record is from RefSeq and is a predicted model, not a curated record.